Messenger RNA from Macrobrachium nipponense, 1720 nucleotides. Its product is annotated as diacylglycerol lipase-beta-like. Gene Ontology annotation, molecular function: triacylglycerol lipase activity. Lineage: Eukaryota; Metazoa; Arthropoda; Malacostraca; Decapoda; Palaemonidae. Gene Ontology annotation, cellular component: plasma membrane; cytoplasm. Gene Ontology annotation, biological process: arachidonate metabolic process; diacylglycerol catabolic process; neurogenesis. The record is from RefSeq and is a predicted model, not a curated record.
AUAGGUGCACUAGAGAGUGAAGGGGACUUACCACAGCAACAGUGCCCACGUCCGGAAUGGAUGAAAGUUGGAACUGCAUACCACUUCAUGAAGUUUGCUAUGGCCUCAUAUGGAUGGCCAUGGUUCAUGUAUGGUAGGUUUUGCAGAGCCACCUGUUAUCUCUGGAAAAAUCUGCAAUGCUGCUCUUGCUUAAGACAUUCGCCUCCAUAUGUGUUGCAAGACAAUUGUUGUAUGUGCCACACAGCUGCUCUUAAGACCAUUACUGGACUAACAGAAGAAAAUAUUACUUAUAUUACUUUUCAUAAUAAGAUUUAUGAGGUUCCAUUCUUUGUUGCAAUUGAUGAUGAUACUGGAAAUGUUGUUGUUGCAAUAAGGGGGACUCUAUCUCUUCAGGAUGCCAUAACAGACCUUACUGCUCAAUGCACUCAUGUUGAAUGUGAAGGGUUACCAGAUGGUUGUUUUGCACAUAAGGGUAUGGUACACGCUGCAAAAUUUGUACUUCAGAGAUUAGAAGAAACUCGAGCUGUGGCAGAUGCUCUGUUAGCUCGUAAUGGUUAUGGUCUUGUUAUCACGGGUCACAGUUUAGGUGCUGGCACAGCUGUAGUCCUGGCUGCCAUGAUGAGACCACAGUAUCCUGGUCUGAAGUGUUUUGCCUUUUCACCUCCUGGUGGGUUGUGUUCCAAAGAAUUUGCGUUAGCUACUAAGAGUUUUGUGAUGUCUGUGAUUGUUGGGGAUGACUUGGUUCCAAGGUUGUCUCUGAAUUCUUUGCAUGAUCUUCGUCAUAAGAUUAUGUGCGUUCUGGAUACAUGCAAGCAGCCAAAAUAUCGAGUCUUGGCUCAAGGUUGCUGGUAUAUGUUGUUUGGUAUAUCACUAUCAUCUUUAAAUACUUCCUGCACUGUGGAGAGUCCCUCCCAGGAUCGUCCUUUGCUCGAUAACUCUUCAGGGUCCUACACUUAUGUCCGUAAGGGCAGUGGGCAUCCUCCUUUAAUGGCCAAGAUCAACCCUGUAUUUGGAUUUCAUGAAGAGCAGGAGUCUUUAGAUGACGUCCAGGUUGUGUUUUCUAAUGAAGACCGGCGGUCCCAAGUUCCCAGGCAUACUGAAGUGCCAAUGUUCCUGCCAGGAAGAGUUUUAUAUUGCAUACCUAGUGUUUCAGAGGAAGAGGGCGAUGGCAGUGCUGGACACUGGGAGUACCAAUGGGGCGAGAUGAAGCAGUUCUCACAGAUACUCAUUUCUCCGUUCAUGUUGCGUCAUCAUUUCCCUCAAGUGGUGCUGGCUGCCCUGGAGGAUGUUGCUAAACAAGCAUCUGAAUCCACCUAAUGUCUGUUGUCCUUAAUGUUGUGUAACUUAUAAGAUGAAACUGUGUACUAGUGUUUUAGGAAUUAACUAUGGCUCAUUCCCCGUCAGUUGUAUGAAAAGGAUUUUAUUUGGUGUUGCUCAGUCCAUGGAUAUCAUGGUAACUUUUACACCGGUUGUCUGUACUUAAUUUUUAAAAAUGAUAUUUAUGUAUGGUAAAUGUAUGAGGGUGAUUGAUCAGACUAUUUUUAAAUAGCUCGAUAAAGUGUUUCAGUAGCUUUUGAUAAAGGCAUGGGGUUACAACGAAAACUGUGACUACUGUACUCUUGUAAGAUAAUAUCUAUUUUCAUAUUGUCUCAGUAAUUGGUAGUUAUGGUGCGUGUAAUCUGGAGGGUUUGUAUUAAAUUAAGUAUUUAUUUCCUGUUGU